This is a messenger RNA of Zychaea mexicana, 1038 nucleotides long. RefSeq lists its product as uncharacterized. Gene Ontology annotation, cellular component: Golgi apparatus. NCBI's taxonomy places the organism in Eukaryota, Fungi, Mucoromycota, Mucoromycetes, Mucorales, Lichtheimiaceae. The record is from RefSeq and is a predicted model, not a curated record. The coding region runs from base 1 to 1038 and encodes 345 amino acids. The transcript has 6 exons.
AUGUCCAUGGCUCAAGCCGUCCUGAUCAUUGCCUUGCAGUCGGCCAUAGCCAGCCAGAACACUAGCCAAGCUGGCGUGCUGCCUGAAACAGCGUCGACCUCUUUCGGAAACGAUGGUAUUGUCGACAAUAUCGCCUCAGCAUAUGACCGCAUCGAACACGCCCGCGACCGCCUAAAUCGAAUAAAGUGGGAGAACGUUGCCUUUAUCGGUUUCCAAGUCUGGUUCUGCGCAAUGGUCUUUGAUGCUACUGUAUAUCAAAACGCACCCGAAGUCAUCGCUCUCGCCGUUCUAAACGUGAUCUGCUCGAUCUUGGGCGGUCUCGAAGUCAUGGACGGUAAACGCUGGCUCAGCCGGAUCGAACAAAUCAAUUCAGACUACAACCUCGACAUAAGCGUAUCGUUUAUCCGGAUCGCCACCUACCUAGAGAUCGCGCUGACAGUGCUUCUUGUUCUGUUCGCCCUUUCAUUUCUGUACGUGUCCUACAUGGUCGUACGAGAGUUUGGCUGGGUGAUCUAUAAAAAGAUCGGUCCGGAUGUAGGCGUACAAAGAAUGUACCGUAUCUUUCAGUUCUUUGUCCUGGCGCUUAAAAUCGAUAUUUUCAUUGAAUUCCUGGUGUCCUGCUUUUACUUUAUCCAAUUUGCUAUUGAAAGCGGCUUUGAUUGGGAUACGUGGAUCCAGCUGGUUGUCACCGUCUUGAUCUUGCCGAUGCUGUACUUUGGACGAAUGACGGUUGCAUCAGAAAGCUACGGACGGAUGAUCGUCUUUAUUGCGUUCCAGUUUGUCGUCGUCUUUGAGUUUAUUCUGAUGCUUCGUCAAACACUGGAGCCAGGCAAUUUGUGGUACACUUGGAUCUGCUUUGUCGUUAUCGGUAUGGUGUUUGCCUUGGCAACGGCUGUGCUGGGCGCGUGGACAAUGCAUAAUUUUGGAAAGGGUCUUGCGCCAUACGUCCAAAGAGGUGACAAAAAGAAAGAACAUCCCACGAGACAUGAGCUGCGGGAGCAGAGCUCUCUCAACUCUUGGCGGAUUGAUGACGAUUGA